AUGUCUGGCGUAAAGCCGGCCGAGGUAAAAGAAAAAGUCAAGGCUUAUCUCAGCCAGGAGAGUGCUGGGAAGUGGCUUCUGGUUUUUGAUAACGCAGAUGAUAUGGAGAUGUGGAGCAAGGAUAACACCAAUUCCCCAACACUAACGGAUUUCCUGCCUCAAUGUGAGCAGGGCCAUAUUCUCUUCACCACACGCAGCCGGAAGCAGAUUCAGCGAUCAAAUAAACUCGCGGCGGACUAUCUAUCAUUCAUGGCCUGUAUCAAUCCUCGAGGUAUUCCACAGUCCUUGCUUCCUCAGCCGAACUCAAUUAAGAAAAAGAUUGAUGCUAUCGGCCUCCUCAAGGCGUUCUCCUUUGUUAGUGAGGGGGGUGGGGAUGGUUCUCUAAAUCUACACAGACUAGUUCAUCUUGCAACUCGGAACUGGAUGCGAAAGAGCCAACAGUUUAGCCUGCAAAUAUUGAAAACUGCAGACCAUCUGAGCGAAACUUUCCCGAACGAUGACCAUAUCCAUCGGAAGGUGUGGCGAGAAUAUAUGCCGCAUGCACUUUCACUAAUUGCAGAAGCUGACUUCCAGAAGGAGCAGGAGAAUUACAUUAAUUUCAUUAAUAAUAUCGGGAUGUGUUUGUAUAGUGACGGGCGAUGGAAGGAAGCAGAAAGAUUACAGGUACAGGUACUGGAGCUCCGCAAGCAAGUCCUGGGUCCAGAGCAUCCAGAUACUCUAACCAGUAUAGCCAACCUGGCAUUAACAUAUAGAAAUCAAGGACGAUGGAAAGAAGCAGAAAGAUUACAGGUACAGGUACUGGAGCUCCGCAAGCAAGUCCUGGGUCCAGAGCAUCCAGAUACUCUAACCAGUAUAGCCAACCUGGCAUCAACAUACUGGACCCAGGGACGAUGGAAAGAAGCAGAAGAACUGGAAAAACAGGUACUGAAGCUCCGCAAGCAAGUCCUGGGCCCAGAGCAUCCAGAUACUUUAACCAGUAUAGCCAACCUGGCAUUAACAUAUAGAAAUCAAGGACGAUGGAAAGAAGCAGAAAGAUUACAGGUACAGGUACUGGAGCUCCGCAAGCAAGUCCUGGGUCCAGAGCAUCCAGAUACUCUAACCAGUAUAGCCAACCUAGCAUCAACAUACUGGAACCAGGGACAAUGGAAAGAAGCAGAAGAACUGGAGAUACAGGUACUGAAGCUCCGCAAGCAAGUCCUGGGCCCAGAGCAUCCAGAUACUCUAACCAGUAUAGCCGACCUGGCAUCAACAUACUGGAACCAGGGACAAUGGAGAGAAGCAGAAGAACUGGAGAUACAGGUACUAGAGCUCCGCAAGCAAGUCCUGGGCCCAGAGCAUCCAGAUACUCUAACCAGUAUAGCCGACCUGGCAUCAACAUACUGGAACCAGGGACAAUGGAGAGAAGCAGAAGAACUGGAGAUACAGGAGAUGGAGCUCAGCAAGCAAGUCCUGGGCCCAGAGCAUCCAGAGACUCUGACCAGCAUGAACAACCUGGCCUAUACAUGGAAACUACUAGGAAAGGUCCAAGAUGCCUUAGCUCUGAUGGAAAAGAAGAACAAGAAUCAGCUUCUUUAUUAG
This is a messenger RNA of Aspergillus oryzae RIB40, 1578 nucleotides long. RefSeq lists its product as uncharacterized. Bases 1 to 1578 code for a protein of 525 amino acids. The record is from RefSeq and is a predicted model, not a curated record. Gene Ontology annotation, molecular function: protein binding. The transcript is spliced from 3 exons. NCBI's taxonomy places the organism in Eukaryota, Fungi, Ascomycota, Eurotiomycetes, Eurotiales, Aspergillaceae. Gene Ontology annotation, cellular component: kinesin complex.